Messenger RNA from Owenia fusiformis, 2307 nucleotides. Lineage: Eukaryota; Metazoa; Annelida; Polychaeta; Sabellida; Oweniidae. The record is from the annotation of a GenBank genome assembly.
GGCUAGACACUUCCGGAUUGGAUAAAAAUCCACAAAAUGUUGGAAUGUUUCUCAAUUAGUGACCUUAUUAGCUUGUUUUGAACCUCGCCGACACAGCAAAAUAAGGAAAAAUAUGCAGGCUACCAAAAUAUGAAAGAAUAUGGGUUCUCAAGAGGAAUUUGUUGAAGAAAUUGACCAUCAAGAAUUGGAAUUCCAAGAGGUUGUAGGAAAAGGUGCAUUUGGCGUUGUCAGUCGUGCAAUAUGGUGGAGUCCUGGGAGAGGUCAUGGCAUUCAAGUUGCUGUGAAAAGAAUAGAAACAGAGUCAGAAAAACAAGCAUUCAAGACAGAGUUGAAGCAGCUCUCUAGAGUGUCACAUCCAAAUAUUGUGCAUCUGUAUGGAGCAUGUACACUCAGUGAGCCAGUAUGCCUCGUGAUGGAAUAUGCAGAAGGUGGUUCCCUAUAUAAUGUUUUACAUGGUCAUGAGCCGCAGCAGAUCUACAGUACAGCCCAUGCCAUAAGCUGGUGCCUACAGUGUGCUCUGGGGGUAGAGUAUUUACAUGGAAUGAAACCUAAACCUCUUAUACACAGAGAUUUGAAACCUCCAAAUUUACUGCUGAUCAAUGGGGGAACAGUCCUUAAGAUCUGUGACUUUGGGACAGCUUGUGCCAUUCAGACACACAUGACCAACAAUAAAGGGAGUGCAGCUUGGAUGGCCCCUGAGGUCUUUGAAGGGAGCAACUACAGUGAGAAGUGUGACGUGUUCAGCUGGGGAAUCAUCCUAUGGGAAGUCAUCACUCGGAGGAAGCCCUUUGAUGAAGUUGGGGGUGGAGCAUUUAGAAUCAUGUGGGCUGUUCACAAUGGUACAAGGCCUCCUAUGGUAAAAAAUCUCCCUGAGCCUUUAAAGUCAUUAAUGACAAAAUGUUGGCUUAAGAACCCUGCAGAGAGGCCAUCAAUGGCAGAAGUUGUGCGAGUCAUGACUCAUCUCAUGCAGUUCUUUGAAGGUGCAAGUGACCCACUCUACUACCCUGAAGAACCAGAGGACCCUGAAACAGUGGUAACUCCAGUCGCUAACACUAUAGAUGUCGCCAAUAUGUUUGACAAAUCACCUGGCUCUGUGGCCCCUGGACAUGGUACACAUACUAUAAGAGAUACUGUUAGAGCAAUGAUUGGAGAACCUGUCCCUAUUUUCUCUACGCUUACAGCCCAAAGACCAGGCCCAGAACAUGUUGUAGUAGAAGUACAGGAGGAUUCUACACAAGCCCCAAGGAGAACAAGUGCCCCUGCCUCGCUUGCUGCUAGCAGGGAGAACCUCAUUGAAGGGAAGAAUUCACGUUCAAGCACACCUUCUGUUGAUAGCAAACGCUUCUCAGCUGAUUUAUCUAAAUUAGAUGAAAUUGAUAUAAUGUCACAAGGUGGUAGUAGUAGUACUGGCUCAACAGUGUCUGGAGGAAUGGGACACAGAAGGAGUGGCUCCACAGGGGCAACAAUUAUUCUCCCUGCCCCCAUACCUGCAGUACAUGGUCAUCGCAGAUCAGGUUCCUAUGGCAACUCACCUGUAGUAAAUGCUACAAGCUCGCCACCUAUAGUCACCGUGAGCUCUCCUUUUGGCGUGCAAGGACAUCCCGCAAUGCAUCAUGCGAUCACUGCCCCAGCUGAUUUGUCACAAAUGUCACAAACACCCCAAAGUGCGACUCAUCGAAGUGUAUCUUGGUCACCCAGUGGCCAAGGUGUACAAGCCAUGCCACAGAGGCCCGUGUCAGGUGGGGAAGAUGUAGAUGCUGCAGCUGCUGCCAUGGCGAUAAACCUUGCCCACAUGAACUUUUAUGAAACUCCACUGCCCCCAGAUUUACAGCCACUAGCACCUGCCAGGCACAGCCAGGAGUCCAUGGAUAUACAGAGCCCACUGUCAGGUGACUGAUGAGUACUUGAAGACUAGGGCGGAGCUUAAUUUAUUGACAGCUAGAAAGAAUGACAUGAUGAAGGAGUUGAAAGAAGAUGAAAAGGAAGAGAAGCAAACCAAGACCUAUGCAGAGGAAUACCAGCAGCUAAUAAGUGAAAAUGAGGCCCUAGAGUUACUCUAUGCAAAUCUCAAGAGACAAGUUACUGCAAUACGAUCAAAGCAACCAAAUAUUGGAGCAGGUACAUGAUAUCCCAGCAUACCUAGGUCUUGUUCUGCAGUUAGUUGUUAUCCCAGCUUACCUUGGACUUGUAUAGUAGAUAGCUGAUGUCCCAACAUAAUUAUGAAUAUUUGGAUUGGCAGAUAUCCUAGCCAACCUUGUACUGAUAAAGCAGGGAGUUGAUAUCCCAGCAUACCUACGACUUGUAAAG